AUGGCUGAACAAGAUCAUGGUGCUUCGGAGGCAGUGGAUGAAGAAGAGAUUGAGGAGGGAAAUGGAGAAGAGAUGACAGACUUGGGCACAGUCUCCUCUAAAAGCACUUUUGAAUCUGCAAGUCUAGAGGAACUUGAGGGUAGUGGUCAUCUGACCCUGGAAAGUGAAAGCAGCAGGCCCUGCCUGUCUGAAAAAGACUCAGAGGAACUUGAUGCCUCACAUACAGUCACCUGCACAUUCGCAGUCUCACUAGCUGUCCCUAUAGUGGUUUCAAAACGCAAGCGAAAGGCAUCUGUUGCAGCUGAAGUGCGAAGAGGUAGUAUUCCAGAUCACAAACAUGGGGCUAUUCCAAGAAUGCGACGUUACUAUCACAUUGAAUAUUACCUUCUACCCGAUGACAUUGUACCAGGAAAGCUGGAUUUGGUAUUGUUUGGGAUGAUUGCAAAGCUAUUUACAGAAUCUGAUUCCAAGACUAUUGCACCAUGGUUGGAAAAUAACAAGAUCUGGCUAUCAUGGAACUAUAGCAUUGAUAUCAAUGUCACCAAUGAAUAUCUGAUGAAACUAAGAGAUCACAAAAUAACUUUAAAACUCUGGGAUUCCAAGGACAAAGUUUCUUCAAAAGCUAAAAAUAGUCAACCAAAGGCUCUUUCUUCUCAAGUAGAGGAUGUGGAUGCUGUCGGUGGGGUAAAAUCCACGGUACUGUUGCAAAGAAAGAUUUUUGAAGAGACUCGGCCACCACCCAGCUGUACAAAAGUUAAAGGAGCAAUGGAAUCCAAGGCACGGAAGGAGUCUCCAGCCAGUCCUGAUGAAGGUACAGCUGUAUGA
Molecule: messenger RNA, 825 nt
Organism: Tinamus guttatus (white-throated tinamou)
Lineage: Eukaryota; Metazoa; Chordata; Aves; Tinamiformes; Tinamidae
Source: RefSeq, a predicted model, not a curated record